UGUCACUGGAAUGAUGGACGGGGUGGAUUGACGUGGUCGGCAAGAGAAGACGUAUAAUGGCGGAGGCUGCACCUCUUCAGCUUCUGUCCCCGUUCUCUUCUCUUCAGCUUUUGCAUUGCUGUAGUGCCGGAGACCCUCAGAUACCCCGAUCACCACAAUGUCGACUCCAAUUCCACGACCACCAGGAAUCCCAGUGCUGGGAAACGUCUUUGACAUCACACCUAGCAACACAUGGUGGUCCCUCAAGGCAUUGGCAGAGAAAUAUGGCGAAAUCUUCCAGGUCAAGAUCCUCGGCAAGACCAUCGUCUUCGUCGCCAGCGCCGCCCUCGCCGAAGAAAUCUGCGAUGAACAACGCUUCCAGAAAUACGUAGGCGGUCCCAUCGUCGAGAUCCGCGCUUUGGUCCACGAUGCCCUCUUCACAGCCUACGACCACGAACAAAGCUGGGGAAUCCAUCACCGAAUCAUCGCUCCCCUCCUCACCCCUCAAGCCGUCUCAGGCUACACCGACGACAUCAACCUCUGCGCAACCGAGGUCAUCCAAAAAUGGGCAUCCCUCGGUGACAACAACGUCCUCGAGCCUCUCGUCGACCUCAACCUCGUCAACCUCGAAGCCACAUCCCUCACCCUCUUCAGCCAAAAACUCAAUUGCAUCCAAGCCGGCGGCCAUCCCGUCAUCCAAGGCAUGGAAGAUGCCGUCUCCGAAGCCAUCAUGCGCCCAACUCGCCCCGGUCUCGUCAACUGGCUCCUCUACUCCUCCAAGUUCAAGAAAGCCAUCAAGACUCUACGAACCUGGGGCGCGGACACUCUCAAAUACCGUCAAGAAAACCCCACAGACAAGCACGACAUGCUUUGGGCCUUCAUGAACGCCAAAGACCCCGAAACCGGAAAGGGUCUCUCCGAGUCCGAAGUCAUCGACGAAAUCGUCACCAUGCCCAUCGGCUCCGCCACCGCGCCCUGCGCCGUAACCGCCACCAUCUACUACCUGCUCCAAAACCCAGAAGUCGUCACCAAAGCCCGCGAAGAACUCGACCGCGUCAUUGGCACCGGCCCUCUCAAGGACGAGCACCUCUCCCAACUCCCCUACAUCGAAGGCAUCACCCGCGAAACCCUCCGUCUCUCGUGCGCCGCACCAGGCUUCAACAUCGAGCCCAUCCCCCGCCAAAACAAAGCCGACAAGUCCCCCAUCCUCCUCCAAGGAGGCAAGUACCAAGUCGCCCACGACCAAAAGCUCAUCAUCGUCCUAGCGGGCGUCAACCGCGACCCAGCCGUGUUUGAGGAUCCCCUGGCGUUCAAGCCCGAGAGGAUGAUGGGCGACGAGUUUGACCGGUUGCCCAAGGGUGUGAAGAAGUGGUUCGGUAAUGGCAAGAGGGAGUGUAUCGGCAAGGAGUGGGCCAAGAAUUUCUUGAAGAUUGUAACGGCGAGACUGAUACAUGAGGUCGACUUUGAGGUGGCGGAUGAGGGGUAUGAGUAUAGGCAGGAUGGCUGGUUCCAGAUCAGGCCGGUUGGGUUUAAGGUGAGGGUUAAGCCGAGGGUGAUGGCCUAGGGUGAUGAUGGCCUGAAAGCCUGGGAGGUAUAUGAGAAGGGGUCAUGGAAGUGGAAGUGGAAGUGGAAGUGGAACGUGUAACGGGUUUGCUUGUUAGUUGAAUUUGGAAUACCAUUUGGCGUUUGUUUUGGAGAUGUUUACGUGCUUGCUCCUUUCAGUUCCUUCUGGUGCUGUGGUUCGAUAUCAUCCGAACCAACAAGAUCAUGACGCUCGUUCCCAUUAUGAAAUUUAACACUUUU
Molecule: messenger RNA, 1782 nt
Organism: Neurospora tetraspora
Lineage: Eukaryota; Fungi; Ascomycota; Sordariomycetes; Sordariales; Sordariaceae
Product: cytochrome P450
Exons: 2
Coding region: 158-1543 (461 amino acids)
Molecular function (GO): heme binding; monooxygenase activity; iron ion binding
Source: RefSeq, a predicted model, not a curated record